AUGCUCGAUAUGAGUCUUUUGGAUGUGCGCAAGCUCCUUGAACGCAAUGAUAAUAUUUAUAUGGGAGAAAAUAUGAAAUUUCUCACAUUUAAAAACCAUCAAAUUCUUUUCGAAGAUGAAGACAAUUAUAAGAUAUCUAAAAUUAUUGACCGAGACAAUUGCAUCCAUAUCCGCAAAGACCCAUCAAAACCAAGUUUUUUCCAAUUUGUCAAUAAACAUAGUCUUAUUCGUGGACGUUAUUUUUCACCUGACGGUAUGGAGGUUAAAAUCGCACAGCAAGAUGCAUUUGAAUUCAAACCACGUGGUAAAAUUCCUCGAUUGAAAAUUUUGAAUAAUGCACGCCUGAAUUUUUAUUCAGAAACAUGUGAAGAAGAAGCCGAGAAGAUAUUCGCAAAGCAUUUUAUUUCGAAAGCCAAUGCGUCAGUUUUUUUGGCGCCUUAUUCAUUUAAAUUGGGUAUUAAUUUUGAAAAAUUUUAUAAUAAGAAGCAACAAGCGUCUGGUUCCUAUGAAUUUACAGGUGUCAAGUGUGAGAAAUGUAGUGCAACCAUAUUACCGGAUGAAAUUGAACCAACUAAAGAAUUUAAAGACGCCGUUAAUAAAGCCCUGGAUCAAGAAACCGAUGAAUUAAGAUUGAAUGAAAUUAAUAAAUUGUCUGAGAAAUUUGGUGAUUUUUUUCCUUUGGAAACUGAAUUUGGCGGUAUUAUUCAAUAUCAAAUGGAUUCUAAUAACAAUAUUUCUAUUAAUUCUAAGAAAAUUCAAUUUGGAUCAGAUGUGCAAGAUUCCACUCUGUCUUAUAAUUCUGAAAGCAACUUAUCGGCAUCCAAAUCUUGUACUAAUAAAGAUUAUGUCAUUAUUGGCGGUGAUGAACAUGAAUGCAAGAAUUUAAAUAUCGAAAAUGUUGGCAAUCAAGAAAAUUGGUUGAAAUCAUUGCGUGAUCAUGACAAAUGGGGACUUAUCAAUUACUCAAAAAUUGUAUCUGUCUACGAAUUAUUAGAAGAUGAAUUAAAAAUGAAGUUAUUUAGAGUACUCGGACAGAGAGUGCUUCAUUUCGAUACUAUUGAAGUAACUUUUGAUGAGAAGAAUAUUAUGAAAUGCAAAGAGCAUGAAAUAAUCAUUCCUACUGACAUACUUGUAAAUAUGAAGAAAAAUAAAGAGACUUAUCAAAUAUAUGCAACGAUUUUACAUUCUAAAGAAGACAUAUGUGAAGUUUUUUCUGUUCAUGUAGAAUAUUUUUCUUUAGCCAAUCCAUACUUAGUGAUACAAUGUAUUAAGGAAGGAAAGUCAGAAAGGAAAUUUGAAUGCGUUGUGAAAGUUGCAUGGAUGAUUGUUGGGUUUCCCUUAAAUUUUAAUUUCAAACCUUCUUUAUUUAAAUUAAAGAGUUAUACCUUAACAAAUCCAAGUCAAAAAUUUUAUAACCAUUCAAAGUAUAAUGAUCAUAAUGAUGAAAAUUCUGGUCAAAAUUUUUCCGAGAUAUUUAAAUCACAUCAUAGUAGAACUUAUUGUCUCCUCGAAACAUGUGCAUUUCGGCCUAAUGAUGAAAACGAGGAAAUUGCUUCUGGAAUCGUUACUGGAUGUUACUUUUGCAAAAUUGAUAAUCGAAGCUGGAAACCAUGUUGUUAUGUAUUUGAUUUGAAUGAAAAAAAACAAGUAGAUUUCUGUCAAAUAAAACAAUUAGAAAUCUAUUGGAGCAUCAUUACAGAAAAUCCUCAUGCGCUAGUUGGACCUGAGGAAAUAGAAUGGAAGAAGUGGAAGAAGAAUAAGGACAAACAUACAAUAUAUAAAGGUCAAGAAUGGUGUAAAUUUGCAAAUGAAGAUGAACAAAAAUUAAUAUUUGCAAGCUUUUUGUAUGAUAAAAGUGAUUCUACUGAUCAAUGUUCACCUGUAUUUGUAAAUAUUAAUCCUAAAUAUCCUUUAAUGCUUUCAUUCAAAGAACAGGAUAAAACGAGUCACAUUUCUUAUCUUGUCGCAGAUUUUGAAAAUGUUUACAAAAAAUUAUCAUAA
Molecule: messenger RNA, 2001 nt
Organism: Racocetra persica
Lineage: Eukaryota; Fungi; Glomeromycota; Glomeromycetes; Diversisporales; Gigasporaceae
Source: the annotation of a GenBank genome assembly